Cladophialophora carrionii CBS 160.54 is the source of this 1059-nucleotide messenger RNA. RefSeq lists its product as uncharacterized. Gene Ontology annotation, cellular component: fungal-type vacuole membrane. Gene Ontology annotation, biological process: basic amino acid transmembrane export from vacuole. The record is from RefSeq and is a predicted model, not a curated record. Lineage: Eukaryota; Fungi; Ascomycota; Eurotiomycetes; Chaetothyriales; Herpotrichiellaceae. The transcript has 2 exons. Bases 1 to 1059 code for a protein of 352 amino acids.
AUGGCCACCCUUGUUACUGCCCUCAUCGCUCCCAGCACCUAUGACAUCCCCCUCACCACGCGCGAAGCCCUCUCCGGCAUAUUCGGCUCCAUCUCGCUCGCGUGCUGGAUCUUCCUCCUCGUGCCCCAGCUGAUCGAGAACUACCGAAACUCCAGCGCCGAAGCCAUCUCGCUGGCCUUUAUUUUCGUGUGGUUCCUGGGCGAUAUCGCGAACCUUGCGGGCGCGCUGUGGGCGGGGCUGGUGCCCGUCGUCGUUGCGAUCGGGGUCUACUUCUGCAUUGCCGAUGGGGUGCUGAUUGGGCAAUGCUUGUAUUAUGGGCUGAGAAACAAGAGGAGGGAAGGCAAGGCAUUGCUGCGCCGGGAGUCCCUAGUCGGGAGUUCGAGUUCUGCGGCGCAAGGAGACGGGCACGCACAGGUCCGCCAGUCCGAGGAGGACAGCCACGAAGAGCAACCGCUGCUCAAGCGCUCGAGGACUAACAGUAUGACGAUCCCCGGGUCUAUGGAUCGCAGGCGGAGCAGUGCCAGCCUGCGACGGAGGAGGAGCAGCCUCGCUGCGCAGAACGAUCACCUGGCCAAGAUCCUUGAGGAGCGCGACGCAUCCGGCACGACGCUGUGGUUCAAGAAUGCUAUGAGUGUCAUUGCCAUUGGGGUCAUCGGGACUGCUGGGUGGGCGCUCGCCUAUGAGUCCGGGGCCUGGAAACCUUCGCCCAUGUCCACGGGGACCGAGGGCGAAGCUAUGCCUGCCGGCGCAUUGGUGCUGGGAUAUUUCAGUGCCGUGGCGUACCUGGGUGCGAGAAUCCCUCAGAUCAUCAAGAAUGCGAGGGAUCGAAGUUGCGAAGGCCUAUCCCUCCUUUUCUUCAUCCUGUCUCUGAUGGGGAAUCUCACGUACGGGGCGGGUAUUCUCUGCCAUUCCACCGAGCGUCAGUACGUCCUGAAGAACUUGCCCUGGCUGAUUGGCAGUCUGGGCACAAUGGUUGAGGACGUCACUAUCUUCGCUCAAUUCCAUAUUUACAGCGCCCAAGGUGAGGAGGAGGCCAGGCCCGAGCACGCUGUGAUCUGA